Messenger RNA from Aplosporella prunicola CBS 121167, 2241 nucleotides. RefSeq lists its product as uncharacterized. The record is from RefSeq and is a predicted model, not a curated record. The coding region runs from base 1 to 2241 and encodes 746 amino acids. Lineage: Eukaryota; Fungi; Ascomycota; Dothideomycetes; Botryosphaeriales; Aplosporellaceae. Gene Ontology annotation, biological process: carbohydrate metabolic process. The transcript is spliced from 4 exons.
AUGGAUACAGGAAUUCACAGCGCCGGCUCUGCUGGAGGUGAGCUCAGGCUCACCAAUCGACUCAGUGAGAGUAGGAGUCCAUACGUUCGUGGACACAUGAACAACCCUGUCGCAUGGCAGAUGUGGGGGCCUGAGGCAAUUGCUCUGGCAAAGAAGCAUAACCGCUUACUCUUUAUCAGUAUCGGAUAUGCUGCCUGUCACUGGUGUCAUGUUAUGGAGCGCGAGUCCUUUGAGAACCAUGAAAUAGCCGAAGUCUUGAACUCUUCUUUUAUUCCCAUCAAGAUCGAUCGGGAAGAGCGCCCGGAUGUCGACCGUAUAUAUAUGAACUACGUUCAGGCCACGACAGGCGGCGGAGGCUGGCCGCUCAAUGUGUUUAUCACCCCUGAACUCGAACCUAUAUUCGGUGGUACAUACUGGCCUGGUCCUGAAUCCGCGACUGCCCAUGGCGACAACAUAGGAUUUCUAGGAAUUCUCGAAAAGAUUAGUGAUGUGUGGAAGAAUCAACAACAGAGGUGUCUGGACUCCGCAAAGGAGAUCACGGCACAGCUCCGUGAGUUCGCGCAAGAAGGGACAGUUAGCCGCCAGCUGGGCGAGGACGGUGAAGGCUUGGAGCUGGAGCUCCUGGAAGAAGCAUACGAUCACUUUGCUGCCAAGUUUGACAAGACGAGUGCUGGUUUUGGUGGAGCGCCCAAAUUUCCGACCCCAGUCAAUCUAUCCUUCCUCUUGCGCCUCGGCCAAUAUCCAGACGCAGUCGAGCAUGUCGUCGGCGAUAAGGAGUGUAACAACGCAAGAUAUAUGGCAGUCGAAACCCUUAGAGCGAUGACCCGCGGAGGGAUCCAUGACCAGAUUGGAAACGGCUUCUCUCGGUACUCGGUAACGCGUGAUUGGAGUCUUCCGCACUUCGAGAAAAUGUUGUAUGACCAAGGCCAACUGUUGCCGGCUUAUCUCGAUGCCUACCUGCUCACAGGGGAUCAAGAACUUCUCUCUGCAGCUUAUGAUAUUGCAACUUACCUAACAACGCCACCAAUGCACUCACCAAGCGGUGGUUUCUUCUCAGCCGAGGAUGCCGACUCACUCUACCGUCCCAAUGACAAAGAAAAGCGAGAGGGCGCUUUCUACGUCUGGACCUUGAGGGAAUUCAAGAAUAUACUUGGAGAACGGGACGCCGACAUAUGCGCGCGGUACUACAACGUCCGUGAAAAUGGCAAUGUCAGCCCCGAGCACGAUGCGCACGACGAACUCAUUAACCAGAACGUGCUUGCCAUAAGCUCCACCCCUGAAGCUAUGGCAAAGGAUUUUGGUCUUGCCAAAGACGUUGUCGUGAAGAUUCUUGAGGAUGGCAGGGCCAAGCUUCUGGAGCAUCGCAACAAAGAGCGCCCUCGCCCGAGCCUCGAUGACAAAAUCGUUGUCUCGUGGAACGGUUUGGCCGUCGGCGCACUUGCGCGCUUCAGUGCCGCAAUCGAGCCGACCGACCCCAAAAGGGCAGCCGAGUACCGUGGCGCCGCCGAAAAGGCCGUCGCCUUCAUCAAACGCGAACUCUACAACCCAGCCGACGGCACGAUGAAGCGCGUCUACCGCGAGGGCCCUGGCGACGCGCCUGCAUUUGCCGACGACUACGCCUUCCUCAUCUCAGGUCUGAUCGACCUCUACGAAGCCACCUUCGACGACAGCUACCUGGAAUUUGCCGACGCGCUGCAAAAGAAGCAGAUUGAGCUGUUCUGGGACGGCGUGUCCGGCGGCUUCUACAGCACCGGCGCGGACCAGGCCGACCUGAUUUUGCGCCUCAAAGACGGUAUGGACAACGCGGAGCCCAGCACCAACGGCACCAGCGCCGGGAAUUUGCACCGCUUGGGCUCGCUGUUCGAAGACAGCGACUACAUGGACCGGGCGCGCAAGACGUGCGAGGCCUUCGAGGCCGAGGUCAUGCAACACCCCUUCCUGUUCGCGGCCAUGAUGAGCAGCAUCGUGGCCAUCCGGCUGGGCAUGAAGAGCAUUGUCGCGUGCGGCGCAAGCGAGGAUGUGGAGAAGGCCGUCCUUAGGGUUAGGAGUCGUGUGGGCACCAACACGACCAUUGCGCGCCUUGGCGGCGGUAGCAAGUGCGAGUGGUUGAAGAAGAGGAACGCGCUCUUUAAGAGCUUGGAUGCGGAUGCGCCGAGGGUGCAGGUGUGCGAGAACGGCGUAUGCAAGGAGGAGCUGGAUAUGGCGGAUAUGGAAAAAGCGCUGAGAGAGGUGUCAUCGUGA